AUGGAAGACAGCGCAGCGAAAAUCAUCGGCUGCCAUGACAGCCUCUUGACGGACCCCAGGAUUGCACAGGACUUCAGCGCAGAGACGGAGGAAUUGCUGGCCGAGGCGGAGAACCUCUUCAAGGUGGGCGAUGGAGAGCUGGCCAUGGAAAAGCUCAUCGCCAUGGAAAAAAAGUGCAGACAAGCCUACGACGGAAGCUCAACCAGCAAAAUUGUACAAUUUAUUCUGAACAAGUAUAAACUAGCGGGGGACUACAAAAAGAUCAACGAGUAUUUAGUCUUUUUUAAUAAAAAGAGAGGACAACUCAAAAGAACAAUCAUCGAUAUGAUAAAUCUGUGUAAGUUGUGGAUCCCCGACGUGGAGAGCAAAACAGACAAACUUAACCUGAUCAACACCCUGUGUGCAAUCAGUGAGGGAAAAAUCUUCGUCGAAGUGGAACGGUCAGAAAUUGUGAGAGUACUGUCCAAAAUAAAAGAGGACGAUGGAAACAUAGAAGAAGCAGCCAACAUCCUGCAGGAAGUACAAGUGGAGACAUUCAUAUCGAUGGAUAAAAGAGACAAGACAGAAUACAUCCUGGAACAGAUGAGGUUAGUCUUGCUAAGGAAGGACUUUAUUCGGUGCCAUGUAAUCAGUCGAAAGAUAAACCCCGCUUUGCUAAAAGCUCCUGAAUUUGCAGACCUAAAGUUAAAGUAUUUUAUGUAUAUGAUAGAAUAUCAUAUUAAUGAGGAGGCAUACGCAGAAGUAGCCAAAUGUUAUGAGGAGCGAUUCAACACAGAACCCGUUCUGGCAGAUCCAACCUUAUGGGUGGAAGAACUAAAAUGCUACAUCAUCUUUUUAGCUCUCUCCCCAUUUGAAGACCAACAAACGAAAUUACCCAACCUACUAAAAACGGAAAAAAAAAAAUUAAAAGAAAUACCCGUUUUUCAAAACAUCGUCGAGGAUUUUAUAAACAUGGAUUUGAUCCAGUGGCCCCUUCCCUACCAGGAGGAACUUCUCGAAUUUUACAUUUUCAACGAUUCGAAAUUUGUUGGUGGUGAGAACAGAUGGAAUCUCUUUAAGAAGAAGGUCAUGCACCACAACAUCCACGUCAUAUCAAACUGCUACUGCCAGAUCUCUCUCCUUCGAUUGUCCCAGCUGUUGAAUGCAUCUGUCGAAGACUCCGAAAGCUUUCUCUCUGAACUGGUCUCCAACAAAAUACUGAAUGCUAAGAUAGACAGACUGCACGGAAUUAUCAAAUUCGGUCAGAAGAAAAACCCCGAAGUGCUGCUCAACAACUGGUCGUCGCAGAUUCAUCAGAUUCUUAACCUCCUGGAGGAGUCCUCCCAUCUGAUUCAGAAGGAACGCAUGCUCCACGAGGCCAAGCUGAAACGCAUGCAGCUGGAGAGUAAAAAUAUGUCUCUUUAG
This is a messenger RNA of Plasmodium coatneyi, 1404 nucleotides long. Its product is annotated as 26s proteasome subunit p55. The record is from RefSeq and is a predicted model, not a curated record. Lineage: Eukaryota; Apicomplexa; Aconoidasida; Haemosporida; Plasmodiidae. The transcript has 2 exons. Bases 1 to 1404 code for a protein of 467 amino acids. Gene Ontology annotation, cellular component: cytoplasm; nuclear proteasome complex; proteasome regulatory particle, lid subcomplex.